AUGGAUGAUGACAGUGCGGAGCAAGAUCAAAUACACACAGUAUUCCGGGUGCUUCCGAUGCGGGAUGCCGCAGUCCAUAUGCAACAGCUGGAAGACACAGAGGCAGUGUCCGUACAGGCGAUUUUUGAUCCCGACAGUGGCAAUGAUGAUGUAUGGGUGUCACAGCAGCUGAGGGAGUUCAAUGUGAAUGCAGAUGAUCAGGAGGCGGUGAUUGAAUUUUUGAGACAGAAGGUUGAGGGGCAGGGCAUCGAGCACAACCAGCUGAUGGAGAUGUUUUGUUGGCUGCGAGGGAUAUAUCAGGAGGCAGAGAGGGGGAAGAUCGAGUCAGAGGUCAAACCCGUUGGACCCAAACCCGUUGGAAGUCGAAGCCGUUGGACGUCAAACCCGUCCCAGGAGGGAAUUAACCCGUUGGGAGUUGAACACGCCGGACCCAACCCUAUCCAACAGGUGGGGGUGGAAUGGACGUCCAUUCCAUUCAGGGCCGUAUUGGGAUAUGAAAUACAACAUAUCCAAAUCAAAAGCGAUAAUUCCGCCGGGAAGGGGUUACAUUGUGGUGUCAAAGUCAAUGAGUUGAGUCGAACACGCUGGACCCAAACCCGUUGGACGUCAAACCCGUCCAAGGAGCCCAUUCACCCAUUGGACCCGAACCCGUUGGAUGAACCCAUCAACCUGUUGGAAGUCGAGCACGCUGGACGAUUAUAUCAGAAGGUAGAGGGGGGGGUUCAAAAAUAUUGGAGUUUUAAAGAGCAUUAUCCCAUACAAUAA
Messenger RNA from Histoplasma mississippiense, 765 nucleotides. RefSeq lists its product with no specific name. The record is from RefSeq and is a predicted model, not a curated record. NCBI's taxonomy places the organism in Eukaryota, Fungi, Ascomycota, Eurotiomycetes, Onygenales, Ajellomycetaceae. Bases 1 to 765 code for a protein of 254 amino acids. The transcript has 4 exons.